AUGUUGCCAUUAUUGAAAUUUCUUGAACAGUUCGCAUACCUGACCAAGCACCGUCCCUCUCUCCAUCUUCGUCUCUGUUAUGUCGCCAUCAUCGACAAGGGGCUCUGUCACCGAGACUACUCGCCCAUCGAAUUUGACACUGCCCUUGAGACCUUGGAGUCAACUGGUUUCGAGCCACCUCAAAUCCCCCAGAUCGUCGGGUACCUAUCUGCUUCUCCAAGAAAAGUGAUUGUUGCCGACAACACGAGGUCACAAGCCAUUGCCUCAGCCUAUCCGCUGUUCCUGAGGAACAUAUUUUCUGCUGCUGAUUCCGCGGGUUCGUUUGUCUACCAUGAAUCUUCAGUUGGAGCCGGAAUGCCCAUCAUCUCGACGCUGCACGACUUAAUUCAAACUGGCGAUCGAGUUACCCGCAUUGAAGGAGUAUUUAGCGGCACACUGUCCUACCUGUUCAACUCCUUCGCACCUCUCAAAGGAGAGGGUGGAAAAUGGUCAACCGAGAUCAAAAAGGCCAAGGAACUUGGGUAUACAGAGCCGGAUCCUCGCGAUGACUUGAAUGGUAUGGAUGUGGCUCGGAAGCUCACGAUCCUCGGCCGGUUAGCCGGCUUGCCUAUUGAAUCAACCACCUCAUUCCCAGUACAGAGCCUAAUACCUGCAGAAUUACAAAAUGUCGCCAGCAGUGCCGAGUUUCUCGACAGACAUCCAGAGUUCGAUAGCCGCAUGGACGAAGAAAGAAGUGCAGCGAGCAAAGAGAAUAAAGUAGUUCGCUUUGUGGGAAGUGUUGACCUGACUACUAAGCAGGUCAGCGUAGGCUUAAAAUGGUUCGAUCGAUCGCAUCCUAUCGCUGGUUUGAAAGGAAGCGAUAAUGUUAUCAGUUUUUAUACAAAACAUUACGGAGCUCUGCCUCUUACCAUCCAAGGUGCAGGGGCUGGCGGAGACGUUGCUGCAAUGGGUGUCACGGGCGAUCUUCUGAAGAUUGUAUCUCAAUUCUGA
Molecule: messenger RNA, 990 nt
Organism: Fusarium oxysporum Fo47
Lineage: Eukaryota; Fungi; Ascomycota; Sordariomycetes; Hypocreales; Nectriaceae
Product: homoserine dehydrogenase-domain-containing protein
Exons: 3
Coding region: 1-990 (329 amino acids)
Biological process (GO): aspartate family amino acid biosynthetic process; L-homoserine biosynthetic process
Molecular function (GO): homoserine dehydrogenase activity; aspartate kinase activity
Source: RefSeq, a predicted model, not a curated record